GCAACUCUCGCGAUGUUCCGGCCUCUUCCUUGGCCGUCGUUGACAGAGAGACAAAGGCCAUGUUCAGUACCAGCGCCAAAAUAGUCAAGCCUAAUGGCGAAAAGCCAGACGAGUUUGAGUCUGGGAUCUCCCAGGCUCUGCUUGAGCUGGAGAUGAACUCCGAUCUGAAAGCUCAGCUGAGAGAGCUGAACAUCACUGCAGCAAAGGAAAUCGAAGUUGGUGGCAACAGGAAAGCCAUCAUCAUCUUUGUUCCUGUUCCUCAACUGAAGUCCUUCCAGAAGAUUCAGGUGCGUCUGGUGAGGGAGCUGGAAAAGAAGUUCAGCGGAAAGCACGUGGUCUUCAUUGCACAGGUGAGAAUGAUCUAGAAGCCAGCAGCAUGAAUGUUGAGUGGUAAUGUCUUCGACUCUUUCCUCAGCCGUACUCUGACUGCGGUCCAUGACGCCAUCUUGGAGGACCUGGUGUUCCCCAGCGAGAUCGUGGGUAAGAGGAUCAGAGUCAAACUGGACAGCAGCAGGCUCAUCAAGGUCCACUUGGACAAGGCGCAGCAGAACAACGUCGAACACAAAGUGGAAACCUUCUCUGGUGUCUACAAGAAGCUCACAGGCAAAGACGUCGUGUUUGAAUUCCCAGAAUUCCAGCUGUGAAUGCAGAUGACAAAAUAAAUUUGUUUACUGUCAGUA
Molecule: messenger RNA, 680 nt
Organism: Stegastes partitus (bicolor damselfish)
Lineage: Eukaryota; Metazoa; Chordata; Actinopteri; Pomacentridae
Gene: rps7
Product: ribosomal protein S7
Exons: 7
Biological process (GO): translation; rRNA processing; ribosomal small subunit biogenesis
Cellular component (GO): cytosolic small ribosomal subunit; small-subunit processome; 90S preribosome
Molecular function (GO): structural constituent of ribosome
Source: RefSeq, a predicted model, not a curated record